CCCACCUAGUCUAACCAUGGCUACGCUUCGCUUCCUCUCCCAGGUUCCGGUGAUGUCACCCUUCCCGUCAUCUUCAAAAUCCGGCAACCCAACCUCCUCCGUCAGACUGCAUCCGCCACGUGCCAUUCACCUGACGAAGAAGAGCAGUAGCAAGAGAAAGCCACCGCUCCUCACUCCGAUCAAAGCCGUCGACGAAGGCCAAGCGAACUCCGACACCACCGAGGCAAAAGGAGAGCCGUCGGCGGGGGCGAGUGAGCCCGGAGAGCUGAGCGAGCUUGGGGCGGAGAUAAAGAAGGCGAUGGAGGAGAGGAAGGAGAAGGAGAAAGAAGGAGGCGGCGGCGGCGAUUUGUUUAGCGGAGUGGCGGAGGAGGUUAGGGAGAUAGAGUGGCCUGUGUUUGGUAAGGUCUUGGGGACCACCGGAGUUGUGCUUGGGGUUAUUGCUGGCUCCAGCGUCGUUUUGCUCACUGUCAACGCCGUUUUGGCUGAGCUGUCCGACCGGGUUUUCGCCGGAAAAGGGGUUCAGGAUUUUUUCGGCUGAGGAAGAGAAACUGUACAUUUCGGGUCAUCUGACUCGUAUUUUAUUUAUUUCUUAUGCUGAAUAACACAUUGAUUUUUAGCUCAACUUGGUACUCAAUAGCAUUGUAUAUCGAAAAUUUUGAAGCAUAGUUUUGAAACAUUGUUCUUG
Molecule: messenger RNA, 685 nt
Organism: Argentina anserina (silverweed cinquefoil)
Lineage: Eukaryota; Viridiplantae; Streptophyta; Magnoliopsida; Rosales; Rosaceae
Product: preprotein translocase subunit SECE1
Exons: 1
Coding region: 17-538 (173 amino acids)
Cellular component (GO): chloroplast thylakoid membrane
Source: RefSeq, a predicted model, not a curated record